CCGCAUGCUUCUCUACCCCCUCACCUAUAAAUCCAUCGGCUUAGCACCAACACUUCAUCAAUCCAUUAGCAAGCCGAGCACUACUGCUAGCAGCUGAACACCACCCGAUACAAACCGAAGUUCUCUGAACCUUUAGUAGCCAAAAAAAAAGAACCAUGGUCAGUGCCAAGAGACUCGUCCAAAUGGCGAAGAAGUGGCAGAGAAUGGCCGCCCUGGCAAGGAAGCGGAUCACGUCGGCGCCGGCGAAAGAAACCGAAGGGUCGCCGUGCAGCACAUCGUCGGUGGCCGGCAAGGGCCACUGCGUGGUGUACUCGGCCGACGGCCGGCGGUUCGAGGUCCCGCUGGCGUACCUCGGAACGGCGAUCUUCGGCGAGCUCCUGAGCCUGUCGCUGGAGGAGUUCGGGUUCGCCGGCGAUGACGGCAGGAUCACGCUGCCCUGCGAUGCCGCCGUGAUGGAGUACGUAUUGUGUUUGCUCAGAAGAGACGCAUCGGAAGAGGUCGUGAGGGCUUUCCUCCUGAGCUCCAUGGCGAGGCCUUGCCACUAUGGAAAUGGCUUGGUGAAAUCUGUGGGUGUUAGCCAGGAAGUUGCUGUUUCUAGCUUCUGAAGAUUAUACCACUAAGAGAUUGCUUUCUUUUUGUCGCAUGGCACAUGUAAAUACAUUGUUGGAGAUUGGAAAAAUAUAUAUGAUUGUUCGAAAAGAAAUGGAGCAGAGAUAUACACUGAAAGUUC
This is a messenger RNA of Setaria italica (foxtail millet), 730 nucleotides long. Its product is annotated as auxin-responsive protein SAUR36. Gene Ontology annotation, biological process: response to auxin. Lineage: Eukaryota; Viridiplantae; Streptophyta; Magnoliopsida; Poales; Poaceae. The transcript has a single exon. The record is from RefSeq and is a predicted model, not a curated record. Bases 156 to 605 code for a protein of 149 amino acids.